CCGCGGGGCCGGCGAAGGGCGAGAAGCCGGCGGUGGUGUUGGCGGCGCCCGCCGGGGUGGAGAGGAGGAAGGGAAUAAGAAUACACAAGGAAAAACAGAAGGCUGUAAGAACAUGGGACUCACUUGUGCCGAUAUCAAUGUGGGCUUACUGCUGGAGUGCAUCAAGCAGCAACUCGACGACAUUCCUGUUGUAAAGGAUGCUUUGCUCUUAAUUGUGUCAAUUUGUCAAGAACACAGCAAUGCAAGUGUUUAUUUUCAAGAUAUCGGUGGUUUGAAGGUGGUACAUAAACUUGUGAGGUCAGAUGUGCCCAGCUCAUUGAAAGAAGUCGCCCUGUACACGUUGGGAUCUCUAGCCGAUUCUAAUGUCCUUUGUCAGCAGAGUCUCUGUACUCCUGAAUUGUUUGAUGAAAUGAUGACAUUCAUAGCUGAUGAGAACUCUGGCAUGAAUUUGCAGAUGCAGUCUGUCUCUGUUGUGUUGUCCCUGGUUUCAAAGAACAGAACUGGACAAAUGCUUUUGAGAGAAGUAGGCUGUAUUCCCAUUCUGCAAAAGUUAUUCAGAGAAACUCUCACAAAAUCUGAAAUUGAGUCCUCAAGUGGAAGCUUUAAGGAAAAACGUUCCCUGUGGUAUGCAGUGUGCAAAACUCUGGGUGCAGCUGUCAGUAAUCCUCGAAAUGUGGAAAAUCAGGAAAUUUGCUCUUCUGUUUUGCUGCAUGUACAGACCUUGUUGGAAGUCCCUAUGAAUGCAUGAGAUAAUUCAUCCCUUUGCUUAUUAAUUGACUCACAGUGGAGGACAACCCCCUGGUUCAGAAAUUCUUCAUAUCUGUUGGUGGAUUGGAUAGUUUGGCUGACAUUUUUACCAAGCUGGCUGGAGAUUCACAUCAGAAUAUUUCUAGUGCUAAAAUGGCAGUAGCGGUGACAGUUGCCAUGGGUGUCUGCAUUGCUGAUAACCCUCCUGGUAGUAGAAUUCUAGCAAAGCAUCACGUGGUGCCCAAACUUCUGACUUUGCUGCUUCUGGAGGGUCUGGAUUCUGGAGAGAAAAAUGGUGUUCUGCUUACCCUUGGGCAUGCCAUAGUAUCAUGUGUUAAGGAUUUGGCCGUUCAACUUCUUGCAAAUGCUUCUCAAGACAUCCUUGGACUGUGUGAACGAGGAGAAAUUUUUGGCCACAUGAAGACAAUCCAAAACUCCUUGCCUAAAAAAACAAUUAAAAGAGAAGAAGAUGAGGAACAAGGCCCUAAAACAGAUGAUGACACUGGAGAUUCCGUGCUGAAAGAUAGCGACCAAGAAGAUGCCCUUCCAAAGCGAUGUUCUGAGUCAAGUGCUCAGAUUUACCACCCAUCUGCAAACGAUGAGCUCCAGAGUCAGUUAGAGAGUCUUGGAGGGGAUCCCACAAGUGCUUUUUCCAGCAAACAUGAACCAGUUGGAAGUGAACGAGUAUUUGACCAUCCAGCUUCAGAAGAUGAAAAUAGAGUGCAGCAGCCACCAAAGGAAGAACAACCCGAGAAUCCAUAAAGUAGGUGCCGAAGAAAAAGUAGCCGACAUUUUUACUACAGUAAAGAAACUGGGAAACCGCUAGAAUUGAACGUCGUGGUCUUACCUAGGAAGAAAGACUACAGUGGAUCUGGCCUAUAAAUACUACUCGUUAGAUAAAUUAAAUGAUAUAUAAUUCCCGAAAGAGUUUUUUUUAUGUGUAGAGAUUUUUUAAAAAGGUAACUGUUCUUCAUUUUAAGCAAGUUGUGUCCUGCCGAUACCGGUUUGUUUCACUGCAUGAUAUUCAAAUGGGGGGCAGUGAUAUUGUUUCUUAAAGGGGCUUCUGGUAGAAUGAGUUCUGGAGACCUUUGUUUCUGCUUGUUCAAGAAGCGGCCGAAAAGGAAGAAACAUAAAAGUACUCGCUGCUUUUAACUGUUUAAAAUUUUCCUUUUGUCUUUCCUAAAUUGGGUAGAGGCCACUAACUGUUUUAAUAGAAUUUUUUAUGUUUAAAUUGAAUUUGUUAAACAGUGUUUUUAGCGAAUGAAAUUAUUCAUGGAAUGUUAAAAAUAUCCUUUUGCCUAAGUCAAUGAGAACCUAACUUACUACAGAGGAGUGAGUUAUGUACUAGGGAAGAACGUAGCCCAUUGUUCAGAUACAGUUGUGCCGUCUCUGACUUCAUUCACUGAAGAGAAUGUAAGACACCUUUGAUAGAUAAGUGAAUUUUUUUAGGAAAGUUAAAUGAACUGUCAUUAUUAAAUAAAAAGGUUUUUUUCCUGGAAAU
Ornithorhynchus anatinus (platypus) is the source of this 2248-nucleotide messenger RNA. Its product is annotated as telomere repeats-binding bouquet formation protein 1-like. The coding region runs from base 113 to 748 and encodes 211 amino acids. The record is from RefSeq and is a predicted model, not a curated record. NCBI's taxonomy places the organism in Eukaryota, Metazoa, Chordata, Mammalia, Monotremata, Ornithorhynchidae. The transcript has 14 exons. Gene Ontology annotation, biological process: homologous chromosome pairing at meiosis; meiotic attachment of telomere to nuclear envelope.